This is a messenger RNA of Aspergillus melleus, 804 nucleotides long. RefSeq names its product M50 family metallopeptidase. Bases 1 to 804 code for a protein of 267 amino acids. NCBI's taxonomy places the organism in Eukaryota, Fungi, Ascomycota, Eurotiomycetes, Eurotiales, Aspergillaceae. The transcript has 4 exons. The record is from RefSeq and is a predicted model, not a curated record.
AUGGCGCCUUACUACGAGUCGCUCGCAAAACGAGCCUUAGACGCAGCAGACACUCAUGUCGUCAAGCGCGAUCUGUCCGUCAACCACACCCAGGCGGUAACUCUAGGGGUAAUGGCCGCCUACGUGGUGGUGAUCGCGCUCUUGUGGAACCUUCCGUACGUGCGAUGGUCGCUGUGGCCGUUCAAGAUGCUUGUCAUUGCGUUCCAUGAGUUCGGCCAUGCCAUCACGGCAUGCUGUACCGGCGGCCGCGUCAAGUCCAUCUCCCUUGAUCCGCACGAGGGAGGGGUCACGCACAUGCAGGGCGGAAUCAGUGCUGUCACUCUCCCCGCGGGAUAUCUGGGCUCGUCGAUCAUCGGCGCGUUGUUGAUUUUCGCCGGGUUUAAUAUCGUCGCUAGUAAAGUUGCUAGUAUCGUUCUUGGCGUUUGCUUCUUGCUUACUCUCUGGUGGGCGCGUCGGGAUUGGCUCACUAUCAUCACUGUGCUUCUGGCGGUCGGGUUACUCGUGGCUUGCUGGUUUAUUGCGCAUGGGGAGGCUUUGAGAUGGGUGGUGCUUUUCAUCGGUGUUAUGUCUGCGCUAUAUAGUGUCUGGGAUAUCUGUGACGAUCUGAUCCUUCGGAAAGUGAAUACCUCGGACGCCAGCCAGUUUGCCCAAAGAUACGGCGGCUCUUCUCGCUGCUGGGGUGUCAUUUGGUCUCUCAUUUCGCUUAUGUUCAUGGCCAUCGGUAUCAUUGCCGGGAUUGCGGCAUUCCACCAGUCCUUCAAUGAGCAACAGAAGGACUCACAGGACUUCAUUCCGACGCGUUGA